UGCGCUGGGCAAUGUUGUCCUUCGAAUGAGUUUAAAUAAAGAGCCGGAUCAUUUGAAUUUAAAGGUACAAGUUGGAGCUCCCAAACUACAGCCGACAGCUCAUGCAGCAACUGUGUGCUCUACGAAAAGAGAAGCAGUUUUGCGACUGUUCCAUCCUGUUGGUGCUGCAGUGCUGUUCUGCUCCAUCCUCUGGAGAGGUGGUGGAAAGGUUGUUAUCUAAACUCAGAGAGAUGACCAUAAGUGAAGAAACGUUUCUGAUGCUGCUGCCUGAGGUGAAGGAAAGCUCCUCAGAUCUGCUUCAGGUUCUGGAGGCCCUGAAAGAUAAACCAACAGAAGACAGGAGUGGGAUUGAUUUGUUGAGCCUUAGAAUGGGUCCAGAUAUGAAUGCAAACGAGAAAGAGUGUAAUGGAGCUCUGCUGGCAGAGACAGGAGAUGCUGAGGUGGCUGGAAGGCUGAUAUCUGCAGCAUUGGACGGUUCACUGCAGGCGCUGACUGUUUGGAGGCUUCUGCUGUGGACAGAGACACACAGUCCAGAGCUGCGGCUUCUCAUGCAGGAGGUCAAGGAGAAACCAAACGCUCAAAAACUUUUGCAAACCAGUAAAUACAUAGGUGUGCUCUUCAAGCCCAAAUCACUCAUUCUGGAAACAAUCAGUGACAUUACCCUGCUCGAACAAGGUUUGGAUGCAAUGGAUCAUGGGACAGAGCAAGUUUCGGAGUUUCUCCAGAGCUGUCGGAGAGCCGAUGGCGAGCUGGAGUCAGUUCAACAGACUGUGGAGAGAGUUUUGAGUCGUGACUCAGAGUUCACUCUCCCAGCUGCUGUCUGCCAACCAGCAGAACUUCCCACAGCUGAAAGACCUCAAACAUACUGGUGGAGGACUUCUCUGUAUAUAGAGAUUUCUGAUCAUGAUACGAAAGUUUGGCAUCACUUUUGA
This is a messenger RNA of Carassius carassius (crucian carp), 932 nucleotides long. RefSeq lists its product as uncharacterized. The record is from RefSeq and is a predicted model, not a curated record. NCBI's taxonomy places the organism in Eukaryota, Metazoa, Chordata, Actinopteri, Cypriniformes, Cyprinidae. The coding region runs from base 102 to 932 and encodes 276 amino acids. The transcript is spliced from 7 exons.